Messenger RNA from Formica exsecta, 2899 nucleotides. It is a transcript of the gene PIG-G, whose product is annotated as GPI ethanolamine phosphate transferase 2. Bases 15 to 2879 code for a protein of 954 amino acids. Gene Ontology annotation, biological process: GPI anchor biosynthetic process. The record is from RefSeq and is a predicted model, not a curated record. The transcript is spliced from 13 exons. Lineage: Eukaryota; Metazoa; Arthropoda; Insecta; Hymenoptera; Formicidae. Gene Ontology annotation, cellular component: endoplasmic reticulum membrane.
AUACCCGGCAUGGCAUGGCACUGCCCGUAGCUGUAGUGCCUGUCCACAAUGGUUGCCGAAAAUAUGACAAGAUGACUGUAAAUAACGUAUUAUUGUUCUAUGUAACCUUAAUCGCGCCGAUUUCUAUCGUUUUAUUUUUGUACGGUUUCUUUCCGAUCGCUCAUCAUGGCGACGCGGUUGCCUCGCGAUCAGAUAUUCCAAAUUACAUCGGCAACGUGAGCAUAAAGAAACAUGCGCUGUAUAGACCGAUGAUAACAAGAUUGAUAAUCAUGGUGAUCGACGCGCUACGAUGGGACUUUGUAGCGGGUCCAACACGAAAUGUCACUAUGCCAAUGACGAGUAAGCUCCUGACAAACUCUUCUGGGUGUUUGUUACAAGUCAAAUUGCAAUCGCCGACAGUGACAAUGCCUAGAAUAAAAGCAAUGAUGACUGGUACAGUACCAAAUUUUGUAGAUAUAGUACUGAACUUUGGGAGUAAACCUCUGCACAAUGACAAUUUAUUGCUUCAAGCAAAGAAGUAUGGGCACAAAUUGGUAUUUUACGGAGAUGACACUUGGCUCUCUCUGUUUCCCCAUAUAUUCGAGCGCCAUGACGGCACUACUUCGUUUUUUGUUACAGACUUUACAGAGGUGGAUAAUAAUGUAACUCGACACUUACGACACGAGUUGAAUAACAAUGAUUGGACUGUGAUGAUUCUCCAUUACCUUGGACUCGAUCACAUUGGUCAUGUUGAAGGUCCGUUUGGUGCGUCGAUUAAACCCAAAUUACAAGAAAUGGAUAAAAUUAUCAAUAAGAUAGCUCAAAGAGUGCAGUAUUGGAACACCGACGGGAUACCCGCGCUCUUCAUCAUCUGUGGCGAUCAUGGGAUGAAAGACUCGGGCGGUCACGGCGGGUCGACACCGCAGGAAACAACGGUGCCGUUUAUCGCGAUAGGAGGAACUCGCUGUUCUCAUCGGGAAAACGGUGAACCGGUUAAAAUCGAGCAACUUGACAUAGCAGCAACGCUGUCGACUGCCUUUGCAUUACCUAUUCCUUGCGCAAACCUCGGCUCCUCGUUCUUGGACAGCAUUUACGAUCUGGACGAUAGUAAACGACUAUUUCUUCUCCAUUACAAUUCGAGGCAGGUGCUCGAUCAUUUCCGGAAGCUCGUCUAUCGAGAAUCACAAAUUGAAUAUGUGAACCGGAAGUAUUUGGAUGUUGUGAAUUUGCAUGCUGCUUGGUUGAAGACGAAUGAAAGAUCAAGCAGGAUGGUCGGGAUGAUUGUCUCGUCUUACAACGUGAUUCUUACAGAAAUGAAGGAUGCCCUAAUCAGCAGCAUAGUCGAGUACGACUUUCGUCCGAUGGCUCUUGCCAUGCUCUUUCUGUGUCAGAUACUCGUAAUUUUGUUUUUUGCACGAAAAGUAGCUUGGACUAUGCAUUUCUUGAAAAAAUCCUUCUUGAUAUGUUUUUUCUCGUGUCUGGGGAUAUAUUAUUUUUCCAAUUCUGAAAGCGUGACGUUGCUUCAUCUGACGAGUAUAUUCAAUGCUCUAUUGUUCCUACUCCUCGUCAGCAUCUUAUACAUAAACUGUGUUCUUUGCGUAAACAGCGAAUUAUCUCUCAUAAAGUUCACAAAGAAGCCAAGGAUAUGUGGAGUGUUCGAAAUCGGCGCGUUAUUGCAUAUAGCGAGCCUUGCAGGCAGCAGCUUCAUCGAGGAGGAGCAUCAGACGUGGUAUUUCUUCUGGUCCACUACGGUCUCAUAUUUCCUCUAUCGUUGCUUCACGAGGUUGUUCGCGUAUGAACGAUACGAUCUUACGAGCGAUCUAAGGGUGCGAACCGGGGUGGAUCGACGUUACGGGAAUUCUAGGCAUCCGCGCCACUUAGAACUUUGCGCUAAGCUAUUAUUGCUACUGAUAGGGCAUAGAGUUCUGCGAAAGCUAAACAGCACCGGUGACAAAUGGGCGCACCUACCCGACUUAGCUUGCUGGUUGAAGGAGGACAACAGCAAAAUCGGGAUGACGCUCCUGCUUCUAGCUGCGCUCGUUCUUCUGAUCUGGAUCGCGUAUGUAUGCGAAGACAAGGAAUACAGAUGGCAAUCGUUGAUAUUUAAUACGGCCGUUGCGGCAUGUAUAUAUCUUCGUCAUAUGGCCAACAAUGCCGUUCUGAGAAUUCCAUUAUAUUUCUCGUCUAGUGGAAUAUAUGAAGUACAGAUGUUUUGGGGAAUAAUAAUGCUGUUCCUUCUAAGCUAUGGCUAUCGAGUGACAUUAAUAAUUAGACGCGACAAGCAACGUUUCGCGAGUACAAUGCUAUUUUUUAUCAUCAAUUUCUGGGUGAUGAUUUCGGCGAUGCUGCACCAACCAUACAACGUGAUCUUGUUGCCGCUACAGAUCGUUGCGAGCUCGACGAUUGACACUGCAUUGAAAGAAAACAAUUUGACGCUCGAUCUCGGCGUCUUUGUGCACUGCUGGCUCGGCAACGUAUUUUAUUUCUAUCAGGGAAAUUCCAAUAGCCUCGCGAGUAUAAACAUCACAGCGGGAUACGUCGGCUUACGUUCCUAUAUGCCUCUUAUUACCGGCGUAUAUUUAAUCAUCAACACUUAUUCCGCUCCCGUCCUGGCUUAUUUCCUGCUCGUUUACCGUCGACAGUCAAGCGAGACACAUUGCACGGAUAUCAUUGCGCGUACGAGCAGUACUUUCAUCGCGUGGAGAUUACUAACAAUGACCGUUUACAUGAUCAUCGUCGUUGGCCAGCGUCAUCAUCUCUUCAUAUGGUCGGUGUUUUCACCGAAAUUGUUGUACGAAGCGACGUAUUCCGCGAUGAUAUGCUGUAGCGUGCUAUUGGCAUUGAUUGUGAUUACACUGCAAACUGUAAUAAUUCCUAGUUACAUAUCAUACAAGAAUUAAACCAGCAGAAAUCAAAUAUA